This is a messenger RNA of Ylistrum balloti, 4420 nucleotides long. Its product is annotated as ubiquitin-conjugating enzyme E2 R2-like. The record is from RefSeq and is a predicted model, not a curated record. Gene Ontology annotation, molecular function: ubiquitin conjugating enzyme activity. The coding region runs from base 116 to 838 and encodes 240 amino acids. The transcript is spliced from 5 exons. Gene Ontology annotation, biological process: ubiquitin-dependent protein catabolic process; protein polyubiquitination. NCBI's taxonomy places the organism in Eukaryota, Metazoa, Mollusca, Bivalvia, Pectinida, Pectinidae.
CGCCAUAUUGCAGUUCAGUGAAACAAAAACAAAGAGCGAACACCACGGAAACCACCCUUCUUUUGUCGUAUUUGAUAAAAAUUGUACUCUGCUGGAAGAAAUUUGAAGAAAAGGAAUGGCUCAGAGUCCCUUAGGUGGGGCAGUGAAAGCCUUACAGCUGGAACUAAAGAAAAUUAAAGAAGAACCAGUGGAAGGAUUUCGUGUGAAUUUGAUAGAAGAUGAGAAUUUGUUCGAGUGGGAAGUGGCUAUCUUUGGACCUCCAGGAACCUUGUAUGAAGGAGGUUAUUUUAAGGCCCACAUGAAGUUCCCAGCAGAUUAUCCAUACAAUCCUCCAAGUGUUAAGUUUAUGUCAAAGAUGUGGCAUCCAAACGUAUACGAGAAUGGAGAUGUUUGCAUAUCAAUAUUACAUCCCCCAGUAGACGACCCGCAGAGUGGAGAACUUCCUUCAGAACGAUGGAAUCCCACGCAGAAUGUCAGAACGGUCUUGCUUAGUAUAAUUUCAUUGUUAAAUGAGCCCAACACAUUUUCUCCAGCCAAUGUUGAUGCAUCUGUAAUGUACAGGAAAUGGAAGGAUUCUAAAGGCAAGGACAAAGAGUACGAAAAUAUAAUCAGGAAACAAGUGGAAGGGACAAAGGAUGAGGCGAACAAAGAUGGAGUAAAGGUACCUACAACCUUACAGGAGUACUGUGUAACAUUUAAACCCAAACCUCCUGAUACUGGAAUGGAUUGUGUUGACUUCUAUGACGACGAUGACUAUGCUGAUGAUAUGGACGAUGAGGAGGAGGAGGACGAGGAUAACUGUUAUGCAGAAGAUCAAUAUGAUUCUGGAAAUGGUUGAAUGUUAUGGUCUUAGUAUUUGUUUCAAAGAAAAAGAGAGAAAAAAAGAAACAUUGUAUAAAUGUGAGGGAAAAACGAAGAGAGCAGGGAAUGUUCAACUUGGUCACUGCCUAUAUGUUUACAUCAUGAUACCAUAACUGGAGAAUUAAUACACUCCCAAGUGUAUAUUUCCCUUUAACAACGACAAACUUAGAUUUUGUUUCUUUGCUUUACAUGAAGUUGGAUUAAGCCCUUUGGUGUUACUUUCGGAUUUAUAAUAAAUGAAUUACUGCUAUUAAGUAGAGAAUUGUAGGUACAUUAUACCUCUAACAAGACUGGUUAUCAGGAAUGUUAUAAAAGAUUUACAUUAGAUAUUUAAAAAAAUAUAAAAUGAGAUGUUUUGGCCUAUGCUUUCUUUCCCUCAAAAGCAAAUGAAUAAUUUUAUUCUCUUUUUUUUCAUAUUAAUUUAUUAUUUCAGAAAUUUGCUUUGUUAUUGGUACACAGACAGGGCUGGUGUGCUAAUAAACAUAUCUCUCAAACCAUAGAAUUCUGAUCUUACAAGUGUUUUAAUGGAUACUGAUCAUGAUUAUGCACUAUUGGUACCUUGUAAUACAGGUCACAAUUGUGUGUUUUCAAAUUUAAUAUUUCUCAUUACUGUUGUUAAGUUAGUAAAUUGGAUAUUAGCAAAUACUUCCCUUCAUUAUUUCUAGACUAUUUGACUCUAAAACAAUUUAAGUACUUGUGGAUUGAAUAUAAUGAAGCCAAGAUAGCUGUAGGAAAUUAAGAAUAGAUAUUUGUAGUCUCUUAGUAGCAUGGAAAAGCAUGAUUUUCAAUACAAGUUUUUUAUCAACUUACAAAUCACGAAUCAUUCACUUUUUCUGCAAUUGAAGAAACUAGUGUCCAAACUUUAAAAUUUCAUUUCAAAUCAUUCGAUUUAAGCAAAAUUCCUUAACUUCAUUUCUGCUUUCUGAAUAACAAAAAUGAAACUCACAUUUUUUAUUAAAGUAAUUGUGAAAUGAAAACAUUUACUUUUAAAAAAUAAUGAAAAAAAAUUUCUUGGUACAAACAGUUGGUGUUGGAUAGAAUGUAGAUAUCCAAAAAUAUUAAGUUUCUUUAAAAACCGAUACUUGUAUUGUAGUAACAAGUGAUAACAGUUUUCGGUAUUGAAACAGUUUGGUAAUGUAUAAAUGGACCUGUAUGUCUUGCUGUAUUUAAUUAUUCAUUGUCCAAUUAUUGUAUUCCCGGUUAUUUGUAAAUGAAGAUCUUGCUCUUCGAUUUUGUUUGUAUGUUGACAUAUUUUCAUUGAUCAAGUGUAAACAAAUUCCCAGGUGCUGUAGAGCAUUUUAUGUGAUACAUGCAGUUUGCUUAAACAUUCAAAACAUUAUGAUGUUACAAAACAUGCUAGAGGUUUGUUGAAUAUCUGAAAAGUUUGGGGUAAAUUUGUGGUUUUUCCAUCUUUUAUGUAUGUUAGAAUGAUAUGAUCUGAAAUGUGUGUGUUUCAUAGUAACAGUAUGUAGUUUAAUGUCCACUUAAAUGAUAUGGCAUGCAUGUAUGCAAACUACAAAGACGGGGAAAAGAUGACAUCAAACAUUCUGUAACAGAAGAGAAUUUUGUUUAGUUUUCUUAUUCUUAGGGAAAUUAGGGGAAAAGGCCAGUCACAGCAUCAUUUUUUCUUCUUUACCUGAUCAUUUCCUCUGUGACUUCUUUAACUUAUUACAAAAUGGUGAUUAAUUUUCAAUAUAUAAAGAUGAUGAUGAAAUUAAAAAGGGAUGUUGUGUAAUUUUAGUAGAUCUAUCUAUAGACUUGACAGAAAGGAUUUUGUAAAUGUCAUUUCUACCAGAGCCAUUACUUCUCAAAGAAUUUCUCACCCUUGAAGUUUGCAAAAUAUUUUCAAAAUUAUAUAUAUAAAAAAAGGAUUCAAGAAGAAAAAUUAUAUUCAUGCAUACAAGUUAAAUGUUUGAUAUGAAAUGCUUGUUGUCUGAAUGUUUAUGUCAAGUAAAUGAACAUCACAAUGUCACAGUUACACAAUUAAAUCAUUUCUAAAUUGAAAUAAUAUGGAUACGUAUAAAGAAAAGUAGGUGUUCACAUUUGAAAACAGUUAUUGUCAGUCUAGCAUUGGUUAGCCAGCAAGUCACUUCUAAUGUCACGAUAUUGUUUGGUAAAAUUGUGGUUUGGAUGACAUUUGCCUUGCAAUUUAACAGUGGCCACUUCCACAGGUCUGUUUUCACAUAUCCUUGAAUAUUUGUGUCAGCAAAAUCUGUUUCUUGGUAUCACCAGAGUUAGUUAAAAUGAAAUUGUAAACAAGUUGUGAUGGUCAGGAAAUAUGAAUUUCAAAAAAUCCUUGUAAAUAUGUGUGAAAUAUCAAAAUGAAUGUAUGUAAUAUUCAGGUAAUAUGUGUUUGGUAUGAAUGUACAUUGACAUAUGGUCAAUAGCCAGCAAGAGCAUGAGUGAGUGAGAGUUUGAUGUCUUCUCCCACACCAGAAUUCCAUUCUUUUAAGCUCUCCACUAGAAGUGAAGAAACAAGGCAUGGAGAUCUGGUAUGAGAGAAUAGCAUAAGAAAAAUUAAUUUAUCACGUUUGAUCAUUCACAUAAUUGUAUAAGUCGCAUUUAAAUACCUGCAUGUGAAUAAGUAGAGGAGAGUAGAUAGUGUGGUUGUAAAGACAUUUGGAGUGUGCAUGUUUUGUCUGAAUGGCCAUUGUCUUUUUGUUUGUGCACUAAACUACUUCAGAUGUUCAAGUAGUAUAAUUUUGUUACCCCAAUUUCAAAUAAGCUUAAUUGUUUCUUCAAUUAAUUGAUAUUUACCAAAAAGGAACCCAAAUUGUUUUUAUUAUUUAAUCUGUCUUUCUAUUUAUAACUUUUUUCCCAGAGGGACUUUUCUUUAACUACCACUCAUUACAGAUAUAAUAUGUUAGAAAAAAAGAGUAGUUUGCUGGAGUUGCCAUGAUUUGAUUUCUUACAAUUGAAGUGAAGAUUUUGAGUUGUUAGAGUUGAAAAUAUUAUGAAAGUCGCCACAGUCUUUGCAGAUUAUCAAAUUAUUGGAUUUGGAUGUUCAAGAAAAUUGUAUUCAUUCAACUGAAAAAAGAUUAUCUUUUUUUUAAUUAUUUCAAUGUUCAAAGCAUGAAAGAUAUGAUUAAACUAGAAAUUAAAAUAUGACUGUAAAAAUAUGUUACCAAAGUUGACAUUUGUUGCUAAGAAAAAAAUUAAGAUGGUACAAACCCCACUGACUUGACCAGUAUUGAUAAACCAAGGCCACUGUUGUUUUAGUAAGGAAUUCAUUGUCAGAAUUAUUAUAAACGUUGGUUUGAAAUAUUUUGUAAUAACACUGAAGGUAAAUAAAUCUCAGACCAGCAAUUGGGAAACGUAUUUUUGAAGAAAAAAAAAUGCACAACAUGGAAUGAUAAAAAUUAUUCAUCGCAUAACUGAUUAACUGUAAGUGAUAGAUAUAUAGUUCAUGGAAUCUGUAAUGAUGUACGUAAUUUAGCUUUGGUGAUUUUCAUGUUAACAUAAGGUUUAUUUUUUCCAAUUUCUUGAUAUAAAUUAAAUUCAGAGUGUUCUCUUCAAACAUCCCUAAGUAUGAUGGUGUUGUAGUAAAAUAUAAAAUAUA